Endocarpon pusillum Z07020 is the source of this 471-nucleotide messenger RNA. RefSeq lists its product as uncharacterized. The record is from RefSeq and is a predicted model, not a curated record. Lineage: Eukaryota; Fungi; Ascomycota; Eurotiomycetes; Verrucariales; Verrucariaceae. Bases 1 to 471 code for a protein of 156 amino acids. The transcript has 3 exons. Gene Ontology annotation, cellular component: late endosome membrane; Ragulator complex; membrane raft. Gene Ontology annotation, biological process: positive regulation of MAPK cascade; cholesterol homeostasis; endosomal transport.
AUGGGCGUCUGUCUCUCCUGUCUUGGCAUCUCGCAUCAAUCGUCUAGCGACCCGGAACGCUCGCACCUCCUCAGUUCGGACGACCCUUACAACGCCUCUGGCUACGGGUGCGGAAGCACAAGUCAGGGACUGGCGCCACCACGACAUGUGCUCAAUCCAGAAGAUGUGAAGAGGGAGCAGGAGGCGCUGGAGCAAAUCACCAGAUGGACAACAGAUGCCGUCAUCGAUAUCUUCCCACACCAAGCUAUUCUGCUGUCGAACUCUAGCACCAAUCUCAAUCCAUCCAAUAUCUACGACCAGAUCCCAGGCGAUAAAUCCUCCAAACAUAUCCGAAUCUACCCAGCUUCUCGACCAGUUUCACAAGCCUCGACCGAAAACUCGAUGCGUAGCAGAUCUUCAACCCAGAACCGUGGGGCCAAAGCUGCUCAGCCGCGUAUAUUCAGGACGCUGGAAAUGCGUCCUGGAGACUGA